Molecule: messenger RNA, 2706 nt
Organism: Owenia fusiformis
Lineage: Eukaryota; Metazoa; Annelida; Polychaeta; Sabellida; Oweniidae
Source: the annotation of a GenBank genome assembly
CGAUCAAUAUAAUAUAUGGGCGUAUAUGGUAUCUGAUAACAAUGAGGCAGACUACUGGCAAGACAAUCAACAAAUUAAUCUGGUACCUUGUAUCGAGCGUUGAUUCUGAUUUUCUCCACAUGCGGCUUUAUGUAGUAAUAACAACAUGUACAUUACGACAUAUGAAACCAAUACCAGUCAGCGGUGACACUGCAUUGGGCGUCAUUAUGCUGACGGAGAUACUAGCCACACCCAAAAGGUGAAGGCAACAGGCAACACGACUACUGGACUGCAGUUCAUGUCGGUGAUGAAGGUGUGGCAUGUGAAUCGCAAGACUAAAUUGGAGAAAAUUGAAUCUAAUCUAAAGGAAAAACAUAUCGACUAGCGCCAUGGAGCAUUAAUUGUAACGAGGAUUAUCUUAGUUUUAAGCUUGAUAUGACAUUAAAGACGGAGGAAGGCGCAGAAUAUAGUUAAACUGAAUAAUGCAGCUUUUCGAAGGACAGAUCUUCAAAUCUAAGAGAGGCGCCACCUGAAAUAUCGGCUUCAAUUAAUAAAAAUGGACGACACAGACUCUAAAACUGGAUGUGAAUCUAUAAAAAAGCAUGAUGUCGUAGUUGCAGAUUCCGUAAAGUUUAACGAUGAGAAUAUUCGCAGGACAAGUAAUAGCGGCGUCGCUGCUGUCGCUGAAAACAAUCCCAAUGCGGAAGUGACGUUGAGGUCAGCGAGUAACCCGGAUGAAAGACCGCUCAGUGGACUACAGGCCCAUCCCGAAUGGGGUCACAUGAGAGUGGGUACAGGUGGCACACAUUUAGAACAUAGACAUUCUCAACGUAGCAAAAAGGGAGACAAAACAGACAAAAAAGCUCAACGUAAAAAUAAACGUGUGAUUUCACCUGUCCUAAUGUCCGUGCCUAUUGGGCUUGGAAUAUCAAUUACAAUUACGGGCUUAAUCAUACUUAUAAUACAAUUAAACAGUACUGGAUUUAUAUUGGGAAUGGUGCUGCUUGGGAUAGGCGUAUUGCUUAUUGUAGUCGCUGGAAUAGCAUGUAUUGUAUUCUACAGAAGAGCACAACAGUUUCCACUCGUGCAUUACCAGACGAAUCGGACCCCCAUGACAAGCGUCACCACGAUAGACUACCAGAACCAGGUUCAGGAGCAACAACCAGUGGUACCCGCAAGACCAGAGACACAAUAUUUCACAAAUCCAGACAGUGGACCUCAAAUCAACUACAGUUUUAGCUCAUCUCCCCCAGAGGCAAACAUUUCAAAUCGUCCAUUACGACAAUCAGCUAGCCAACCGUGUCCAUCCACCGGAAAUGGCAACGACGCGCAUGCGCAAGUAAACAUCACAGUAUCUGAAGGAGCACCUCCUCAAUAUGCUGACGUCAUUGAUAAGACUGUUGAGCAAAAGGAUAUGUCAAAGGAAUACUUUUAGGAGUAUAGGCGUAUUUCCUUUUGCAUUGAGUAUGAGAAGUAUGGUUAAUAAAUGCAUUAAAUGGGGCAGCAUACCCUAUAUAUUUACAUGCAUGCAUAACCAUCCUCUGUACACAGGGCUUCAAAAUCCAGAAUCUAACAGGGUAAUUAAAAGAUGUGGAUUUUAAACAAAGAUAAUUUGAUUAUUGAAAGGGAUUGAAUAUAUGUAUUUUAAUUAUGCCUAACGACAAUAUGAUAAAAUGCAUUAAGUCAUUAAUUUUUUAGUCCAAAAAAGGUCAUAGACUUUGUUAAAUAGCAAAAUAAAAAUUACCAAAUAUGGGACUGGGUAACCGGGUUUGAAUACGGGAUUGGAUAGGGGUUUGGACAAAAAUGGGAUUUUGAUUUUAUUUGAUGGUAUAGUGUAUAUCCCAGACAAGAUGGUAUCGUAAUUACUCAGUUACAUGACAUCGUUAAAAAUGUACAUAUAUGUUUGAACAAUGAACAUAGAUCAUGAAACACAGUUGAAGAUAAUAAUUUUGCAGUUCUUUUUUCAUACGAAAUUUGCACUGACGAUUCACGGUAUCAUGUAAAUCAUGUACAGAUGGUCAUUGAAAUAAAUGACGUCAUUGGUGCAAUAUGCGAAGGUGAUCGGGAUGCGGUAGACUGAUCACUAAAUGCCCUUGUCUUGAAUAACUUGCUCAAAGUGGUCACACUCAGUCUCAGUCACAACAUACUUGUACAUGAGCCCUCUUUGCAGGUUAGAAUGUAUGUAUGUACACAAUUUCAGAAUCUCCUACAAAGAAAAUAGAACUGACAGAUUGUGAAGAUUCACCGUUCGUUUUAGCAGACCCAGUCUGUUCAGUAUAGGAUGAUAACAAUAAAACUGCGUAGGAAUAAAAUUCCUUUAUAGAUAAUACAAAUAACCGGAAGUGCCUCAAUUUGGAAAUGAUAAUUCAUGUACAUUUGUUGGAGUAUGUAUAUUUGCAUGGAAGGUGUAUGUUUUGUAAGUUUUUAUAUUUGUAGAAGUAAACAGCAUUAUUUUUGUGCAUACAGAUUGAUAAACUGUACAUCGUGUCGUGUCGUAUUACAAAGUCACGAUGAUGCUUAGUAAGUAUCAGUUCAGAUAUUAUAUUGCAAUCGGUGUACAAUAUCUAAUAUUACUGAAUCGUGAGCAUGUGGGUUGAUUUUGCACGUCAAGAUAUGGCAUUUAUUCAAUCUAUAAAAUCGUAAAAACGACUUUAAAAUAGUAUGUAAGAUAGUUUCGUACUUACAAAAAAAGUUUAGGGAAUUUGCGAAUUGACAUUUUAGUACCAU